Molecule: messenger RNA, 1715 nt
Organism: Oncorhynchus kisutch (coho salmon)
Lineage: Eukaryota; Metazoa; Chordata; Actinopteri; Salmoniformes; Salmonidae
Gene: yipf1
Product: Yip1 domain family, member 1
Exons: 10
Coding region: 113-1039 (308 amino acids)
Biological process (GO): vesicle-mediated transport
Cellular component (GO): membrane; Golgi apparatus
Molecular function (GO): small GTPase binding
Source: RefSeq, a predicted model, not a curated record
UUUAGAAAAUGCGACCGGAAAAGGGAGCUGAGUUUACCUUACACAUAUUUUCUUACUUCCUAACUGCUGAGAGGGUAAAGUAUAUAUUGAUGACUCUUGAUUAGUCUCCUACAUGGCGGCUAACAGCGAUUUCCUCUUAACAUUUCAAGAAUUUGACAGUUCUGAGAGCCAUUUGGGAGGGAACGGAGAUGCGACUACCAUCAGUAUCGAGGACACAGGGGCAGGAAGUCAUAAACCUCAGAAACAGAGGAGAUCUGCACCGGUGACAUCCUUCGAAGAGGACAAUGACCCAUUGGCUAAUGACGACAAGACUGAGCUGUUGUCUGGGCAGAAGAGAAGUGCUCCUUUCUGGACCUUUGAAUAUUAUCAGACAUUCUUUGACGUAGAGACACACCAGGUGAGAGAGAGAAUCCUGGGGUCGUUAUUGCCAUGGCCAGGGAAGAACUUUGUCCAUCUCUACAUCUGCAACAACCCUGAUCUUUAUGGUCCCUUUUGGAUCUGUGCUACUCUGGUUUUUGUCAUCGCCAUCUGUGGAAACAUUUCUGACUUCCUGUUUUACCUGGGGGAACCACAGUAUAAAUACGUCCCAGAGUUCCGGAAAGUGACCAUUGCGGCCACGGCGAUCUACAGCUAUGCGUGUCUGGUUCCCCUGGCCCUGUGGGGCCUGCUGGUCUGGAGGAACUCCAAGGUUAUGAACGUAGUUUCUUACUCAUUCCUGGAGAUCGUCUGUGUCUACGGAUACUCCCUGGCCGUCUACAUACCUGCUGUGGUGUUGUGGAUCAUCCCGUACGAGGCCGUUAGGUGGUUUUCCAUUGUUGUGGCUCUCUGUCUCUCUGGUUCCAUCCUGGUCUUGACCUUCUGGCCCGCCGUCCGUGACGACCAGCCCCGGGUUGCCAUAGCGAUCAUGACGGCCAUCGUGGCGCUCCACAUCCUCUUGGCGUUCGGUUGUAAGGCUUACUUCUUCAGUACGUUGGAGGUUGAACACACUGCUGUUGAUGCUGUGGUGGGCCAUGGAACCAAGUCGUCUCCAACCAUGUAGAUGCACAGAACUAAUACAAUGUCCUGAGGUAGAAUCAAGUUGCCGUGGCGAUGGUGUCAUGGUGUCGUCUUGGUUACCGACCUGCUGCACCGACCUUGCCUGGGUGGGUCUUCCUGCUAAAGCCCUUUAAGACACAGUAACGUGUUACAGCACGACACACACACACACACACACACACACACCUGGAUUGUAAUCAUUUGGUACCAAAAGGAAGAAAAUGGUCUGAAACAAUAAUAAACGCAUAUUUGCGUUUUCCGUUGCACAGUGUUUUAAAAUGUUUUUCAUGUGUAUGUACUAAUGAACACGACCCUGGUCCGAAGACCUGGGUUAUUUACCAAAUGGCACCCUAUUCCCUAUAUAGUGCACUGCUUUAGACCAGGACCCCUAUAAUGCACUAUAGAGGGAAUAGGGUGCCAUUUGGAACUUCUGGAAACGGACACUGGUGGUGACAACAGAAUGUUUUUUCUAAUGGGAUGGUGUCUGAACUGUCUGCCUUAACGAUAUAGAACUAAAAAUGAGUAGUGUUACUGGGUAGAGCCAGUCCCUUCCUUGUUUAACUAGUCAUAGUUUUACUGUUAUAUAUAUAACUAUACAACUUGAUAUUGAUAAGACACUGUUCACAAAAAAAAUGUCAUUUGAAAGACGCUUCUUUGUAUUAAAAUGUUUUUCAUUGUUA